This is a messenger RNA of Lottia gigantea (owl limpet), 333 nucleotides long. RefSeq lists its product as hypothetical. Gene Ontology annotation, cellular component: nucleus; transcription regulator complex. The coding region runs from base 1 to 333 and encodes 110 amino acids. The record is from RefSeq and is a predicted model, not a curated record. Gene Ontology annotation, biological process: regulation of transcription by RNA polymerase II. NCBI's taxonomy places the organism in Eukaryota, Metazoa, Mollusca, Gastropoda, Lottiidae. The transcript is spliced from 2 exons.
AUGGCGACGUCCAGUGAAUCCGCCAACACAAAAUUUUGGACUGUGGAGAAGGAGCAGAUUUUAAUAGAUAUGUGGUCGCAAUCUGCCUGUUUGUUUAUGAUUUCUUCGCCCGACUAUUCGGGUAUAGGAACAAGGAAGUACGAUGCGAUGCAAGAAAUAGCACAAGCCAUGGAAACAACCGUUGAUGAUAUAAAAAAGAAAAUGACGUCUAUCAGGGCAGCAUUUAAUCGUGCUAGACGCUCACCCCCUAGUGGCAGCGCUAGCAAAAAAGACGAGUGGCUGAUAAAAAACCUAGAUUUUCUGAACUCGUCUUCAGGAAUCUCCAGGUGUUAA